Molecule: messenger RNA, 2197 nt
Organism: Punica granatum (pomegranate)
Lineage: Eukaryota; Viridiplantae; Streptophyta; Magnoliopsida; Myrtales; Lythraceae
Source: RefSeq, a predicted model, not a curated record
CCACGUAACCCUGUCGUCGGAUCGGAUCAGUUUGAUGAGGUCAAGGGUCGAACGAGCUCCAGCCUUCCAGCUGGCUGUGGCUGGCUCCUCCUGCUUCCCUUCCACUCUCCUCUUCAGUUCAGUCUCCUCUUCUCUGGGCAUCGAGACGAUGAAUUGAAGUCAAAAGGAGUCACCUGCCUGAGCCUAUAAUUGAAGCUCAGCUCCCUCCCGCCCCCAUUUUGCGUUCUUAAUUGUGCUGUACCAUAUUCCACUUCCAUCGGAUUUAGGUGACCUUCGACCGCAUACGUACACCAUAGCAUCCUGAUACUGGCUGCGGUUCUACUCAACCCCGCCGACUAACAAGACUGUGAGGACCUGUGAGAUAGAGAGAGGGGACCGGCCCUGGCUUUUGAUUCAACGAACGACAACCACCGCCGCCACCAUAAUGGCCUGGUUUAGGAACUUGAUUCACAUCUCCGGCCUCAAAUCCUCUGUCAAGGUCAACCCGCGCAACAUGUCCUUCACCACCGCCCUGUCCCAUUUCAGCACCCUUCCCAGCCCACCGUCUGCUACAGCGCACAACUACUACUCUGGUCUGGGCCCCACGAAGCCCGAUGAGAGGCCGAGGGUGGUGGUGCUGGGCUCCGGGUGGGCCGCGUGCCGAUUCAUGAAAGGGCUUGACACCAGCUUGUACGACAUCGUCUGCGUCUCUCCCAGGAACCACAUGGUGUUCACUCCUCUGCUCGCCUCCACUUGCGUGGGCACGCUGGAGUUCAGGUCGGUGGCCGAGCCCAUUGGCCGGAUCCAGCCUGCCGUCUCCACCGCCCCGGGCUCCUACUUCUUCCUAGCUAAUUGUACAGGGCUCGAAGCUGAUAAGCACGUGGUCCGAUGCGAGACUGUAACAGAUGGAGUAAACACCAUAACCCCAUGGAAGUUUGACAUCGCUUAUGACAAGCUUGUUAUCGCUUUAGGAGCCGAGGCGUCCACUUUCGGAAUCCAUGGGGUGAAAGAGAAUGCAAUUUUCCUCCGGGAAGUCCACCAUGCUGUCGAGAUCCGCCGGAAACUGCUCCUCAACCUGAUGCUCUCUGAUGUGCCUGGAAUUUCCGAGGAUGAAAAGCGCAGGCUUCUGCACUGUGUUGUUGUUGGCGGUGGUCCUACAGGUGUUGAGUUUAGCGGUGAGCUCAGUGAUUUCAUUAUGAGAGAUGUUCGUCAAAGAUAUGCCCAUGUGAAAGAUUACAUACACGUCACUCUUAUAGAGGCGAACGAGAUAUUGUCUUCCUUUGAUGAUCGCCUCCGGCGAUAUGCCACUAGCCAACUGACAAAGUCAGGAGUUCGUCUAGUUCGCGGUGUUGUUAAGGAUGUUAAAUCUCAGAAGAUAGUUCUGAAUGAUGGAACAGAGGUUCCUUACGGCCUGCUGGUAUGGUCCACUGGAGUUGGUCCCUCACCUUUCGUAAGGUCUCUCGAAGUUCCUAAAUCACCGGGUGGGAGGAUUGGGAUUGAUGAAUGGCUUCGAGUUCCUUCCAUGCAGGAUGUGUUUGCCAUUGGGGACUGUAGUGGAUUUCUUGAAAGUACUGGCAAACCAGUUCUUCCAGCUUUGGCCCAAGUGGCAGAACGGCAAGGGAAAUAUCUGGCAAGUUUAUUAAACGGGAUUGGCAAAGCUGGGGGCGGGCACGCAAACUGUGCAAAAGAUGCAGAAUUUGGAGGUCCAUUUGUUUAUAAGCAUCUCGGCAGUAUGGCUACUGUUGGAAGGUACAAGGCUCUUGUGGAUCUUAGACAGAGCAAGGAGGCAAAAGGGCUGUCACUGGCAGGAUUUGUCAGUUGGUUCAUUUGGCGGUCAGCAUACCUGACUCGCGUUAUAAGCUGGAGGAACAGAUUCUAUGUGGCGAUCAACUGGCUCACAACUCUUGUGUUUGGCCGGGAUAUCAGCCGAAUAUAGGGUUACUAGAAGCGCGGACCAGUGAGAAUGGAAACCAGAUGCGACCUGGUGCAGUCCGCUGUUUACGAUAGCAAAGGAGAUUGGUCGCACAAAGGUGGUCGGUCACCCAAUCAGUCUUACACGUGCUCCGUUUAAGAUUCUUUCACCUCUAUGUCCACGGCAUGCAUAACCUUGUGGAACAUUAUUAUCCUAGCUUCUAUCUCCACUCGUUCGAUCAAUCAGACUGUAAUAUUCAUUGGAAUCUCUAUAUGUUGUCAUCCAAUACUUUAUUUAUGAGCUAUA